Molecule: messenger RNA, 555 nt
Organism: Dentiscutata erythropus
Lineage: Eukaryota; Fungi; Glomeromycota; Glomeromycetes; Diversisporales; Gigasporaceae
Source: the annotation of a GenBank genome assembly
AUGGUAGAAGAAAAUGAAAAAUUCAAAUUUAAGUAUGAUUGGUUUAGUUAUAACAUUCCUAAUUGGGAAACCCAUUUACACCACCUUAAAAAUGAAAAAAUCAAUGUUCUCGAAAUUGGAUCUUUCGAAGGAAGAUCAACACAAAUGCUAAAUGAAAAUAUCAAAAUGACUGGCAAAGAAAGACAAAUUGAGGUUAUGAAGAGUAUAUCUUUGAAUGCACUUACUAAAUUAAACCAUGAAUCAAAGAUUAAAUUUGAUUUUAUUUACAUUGAUGGUAGUCAUGUUGCUUCUAAUGUAUUGGCGGAUGCUACAUUAGCUUGGAAUCUCUUAAAGGAUGGUGGAAUUAUGAUUUUUGAUGAUUAUGAAUGGGGUCGAUAUAAAGAAGAAUAUAAUAAUCCAAAAAUAGCAAUUGAUGCAUUUAUUAAAUGUUAUAAUCCAGAAAUAGAAAUAAUUCAUAAAGGCUACCAAAUAAGUGAAAUAGAUGAUUUUCCGGGACACAUGAGGCAAAUAAUUAUGAAGUUUUUUGGAAUAAAUGAUUAUAAAAUUUUAUUAUAA